Elgaria multicarinata webbii is the source of this 4006-nucleotide messenger RNA. RefSeq names its product lysophospholipase 2 (gene LYPLA2). Gene Ontology annotation, cellular component: cytoplasm. Gene Ontology annotation, molecular function: carboxylic ester hydrolase activity; palmitoyl-(protein) hydrolase activity. Bases 135 to 833 code for a protein of 232 amino acids. Gene Ontology annotation, biological process: protein depalmitoylation. The transcript has 10 exons. Lineage: Eukaryota; Metazoa; Chordata; Lepidosauria; Squamata; Anguidae. The record is from RefSeq and is a predicted model, not a curated record.
CCUCGCGCGGGCUGGCGGCGGAAGUUCCGGAGCGGGCUGGUAAGCUCGAGACUGAGUCUCUCAGUCAGAAGCCGGGUAGAAAGAGAAAGAGACGGGAAGGAAGAGGUGUGAGUUGUUGAAGCCUCUAUUGGUGUAUGUGCGGUAACAACAUGUCUGUCCCCCUCCUUGCUGAUGCUGUGACCGUUUCAGGGGCAGAGCGGGAGACUGCAGCGGUCAUUUUUUUACAUGGGCUUGGAGACUCAGGGCACAGCUGGGCUGAGGCCCUCUCCUCCAUCCGUCUCCCUUAUGUGAAAUACAUCUGCCCUCACGCGCCCAGGAUCCCCGUCACCCUCAACAUGAAGAUGGUCAUGCCGUCCUGGUUUGACUUGAUGGGCCUAAGUCCAGACGCACCUGAGGAUGAAACUGGAAUCAAAAAAGCUGCUGAGAACAUUAAAGCAGUAAUUGAGCAUGAAAUAAAGAAUGGGAUCCCAGCCAAUCGUAUCAUCCUGGGCGGCUUUUCGCAGGGCGGCGCUCUCUCUCUCUACACGGCGCUCACCUCCCCACACCAACUGGCUGGCAUCGUGGCCCUCAGCUGCUGGCUCCCCCUGCACAAGACCUUUCCUCAGGCAGCAAAUAACAGCAUGAACAAAGACAUCCCCAUUCUGCAGUGCCACGGGGAGAUGGACCCCAUGAUCCCAGUGCGCUUUGGAGCCCUCACUGCUGAGAAGCUAAAGGGUAUUGUGACCCCCAGCAGGGUGCAGUUCAGAACCUAUCCAGGAGUGAUGCACAGCUCCUGCCCGCAGGAGAUGAUGGCCGUGAAAGAAUUCAUCGAGAAGCUUCUGCCCAGGAUUUAAACAGAGCUGCUCAAGACUGUUGCAGGGAGAGGCGACAAGUGGUCACCACCUAUGAUCUUUAACCCUUGACCUGUCGGCUGCAAUGGGAAGCCGUGGCGAUCCACCUCCACUCCUGUCGGUUUCCUUUCUCUGGCUUUCCCCUUCCUCCUGCACCGUGCCCCUCCUGUGCAAAGGGAGGAGGGGGUGCCCUCUCUCCUGUAGGUGGAGCGAAGGUACGCAGCAGUUUUAAGGUACAGCUGAGAUCCCAUUGUGGCUGCCUCCUUGCCAGUUAGUAUUUUGGUCCUCUGAUUUCAGCCUUUCCCUGCUCUCUCCUCUCCCUCCUCCACCCCAAACACACAUCCACACACACUUGCUGUGGCAAUGAACUGGGUGGUAGCCGAAAGCUUAAAACACAGGUAUUAUGAGAUGGUGUUCUAUGCUGUUACAGUAUUUGCAGGGAGCAUCUGUGAGGUUUCUGAGCUCCCUGAUUGGUUGGCAGUCCCAUCCAUCAUUACCACCAGGCCUCCCUCCUCUGUCAUCUAGAGCCUGUCCCAGCUUGCCUCUCACUGGAGCCAUCUUCAUGGGGCUGGCAGAGGCAGGGUCCCUCUUUCACGCUGCUAACGCUCACGUUCCUCUGGGUUGGAGAGGCAGGAAGAAACUGCCACCGCCCCACCCGGGCGAUCAUUUCACAGAGCUCUGUACCUUGAAUCCUGCUCCAUCACUCCAUCAGCAUCGCCAGACAGGGACCGGGGCGGGGAAGAGGGCAGAGUGGAGGGGCAGUGGGUGUCUGCAGUACGUCCUUCAGACGCAGUCUGGGGCUGUUCCUCCCCAGUCAGCCACCUGCACAACUCCCCGGUUGUGCUGGAGUUGGGGCCCUGACGUGGCGGAGGGGUUCCCCACCUCACCAGGAAUUCCUCCAGUGUUGUAUAUUUUUUUAAAAACCCUUUUGUUCCUUUUGCCAUCCUCUCUGCUACCAUCGUCGUCCACACACGGGCUCCAUCUUGUUUUGCCACUGUGCAGGCAGGGCAGAGUUCAAGGGAGGAGCACGGCGGCCUUCUGCUCAUUACGGCACUCCCAGAAGCAGCCCCCACUCAUCGCGGGCAGCUCCUCUGGCAGCCGAGGCAGCGCCUCGCUCGGAUGCCAGUGCUCAAACACGGUGCCCGGGCCUCGAAGCCCGGAGCGCCCCCACUUCUGCUCCUGAGCAGCUGCAAGCUGGCUUUCUGUGUGUGGCACCUCCCUGUCUGCUAGUGGAACCUGUUGAGCUUGGUGCCCCCUCCUAGCCCUGGUGGCUGGCACCUUUUUGAGGCGGCUUCCAGAAUCUUGUCUGUCUUGUUGUGCUGCGAGCCCCCCCCCCUUUUGCCAGAGGCCAGGCUUUCGUGCUCAUUUCUGGCAGGGGGCUGUGCUGUUGAACAGCAAUGGUUCUCUUGAGAACACCCCCACCUCACCCCACCCCGCUCCAAUGAGCCCCCCAUAUGGGCCGAUUCAGAAUUGACAGCCAGGGACAGGGUGCAUCUUCUAAAAGACCUUUUUGUCUUUCCCUUUCUUCGGGUGAAGGGCUCGUGUUGCCUCCCAUGUUGCCCUCGUGUCUUGUUCAUCAGUUCACCCCUUCCCCCCACCCCCACCCCCGACAGUCCUCUGUUUGCUGGUGGCAGCGGCAGCAGCAAGAAGAGGGCCAGGACCACAUGGGACUAGGACAAUCCCUCCACCCAGGGCUCCAUGCCCAGCACAAGGGAUGUGAACUUAUCUCUCUGCAGCGGUUGGACAAUUGCCCCAUUCCUUGUGGGGCAAGAUGGUCCCCUUCCUGCUUUCAGGGCAAGACUUUCUCCCUUGCCCCUCGAGUGGCUGUUGUAGCUGCCUGUGCCGCCGCUCCUGGCUGAUGCUGAACUUGGGAAUGGUUCAGCUGAGGCCGAGCUUGGCUUCUAUGCAAGGCGAAAGCCUCCCAUGUAAGGUUGCUCCACCUUUGGCGCACGGAGAGGUGCCGGGCGCUUUGUGCACUUCCUGUGUUAGCAGCUGAUGGCUGGCCAGUGUCAUCAUCAUCCCCCACCCCCGAAAGCUGGAGGUGUUUCCUAGUUCUAGUCCCAGAUAGGGCCAGAUAUGUGGCCUGGCGCCAGAGCUGCUCCCAUUCACUCUGGCAGAGCGAGGGGCAGCGGCGGGGACGGCUUGGAACAGGCGGAAGCAUUCAGGGCGGCUCCUGUGAUGCCCUCGCCAGAGAAACAGAAAGCAAUCAUCCUUCUCUAAACUGAUUUGUGUUAGGCCCAUUUAAAGGAUCGGCUUAAACCGCAAAGCUGCCUCUCGCCUGCCCUUUGCGGGGUUCCCCUCUUCCGUUUUCUGCUCAGCACUGGGAUGUGCUAACAGGCAGAAGCGUCCACGGUCUGGACCAGCUCGUGCCCCAGAAUGAAGGGAUAAAGUCCUGAGGUAGUCGAGGGAACUGUACCACUUGAUGACUGCGAGAUGUACAUGCGCCAUUUUUUAAAAUCCCUGCAAAUAAAAUUGAGCAGCUCAUUGAGGUCUUAGCCCAGCCUUCCCCCGGUGUGCUACUUUUCUACUUGCAGGGAGUGUGUGUGUGUGUUUGUGUAGUUUUCUUUAAACAUAAGCUAUUUAGACAUGUGACUUCUUACCCACCCCUCCAGCUAGAAGUGGUACAGUCCACUUGGGCCUUCCCACUCCCUCUGCGUUCUGCUGCGUGUGUGUAGGCCAGACCUCUGCUUCCCAUCUCCAUUGUGUGGACAGGCAGACGUGGGAGACCGGGCUCUUUCAGGGCACUGGCUGCCGCCUUUCUCCCUCUCAGGCCAGGUAUUGGGUUGUUCCACAUAGCAACUGCGCAGAGAAGUGCUCCGGUCUCUGCUGCUGCCGCCACCUCCGUUUUGUCUGCCCCCUUCUCAAAGCAGUUGUCCAAGUGGCCUGCAAGUCAUAGGUAUCUCUGGCGGGAAUGUGUUAAGCACCUGGAAGCCCAAGGAAGAUGGUGGCUUCUCUUUGUUCCUGCACAUGACUCUUACUUCUCUCUCCCCUCCCUUUCCCUUUUGUCUUCCCCAUUCAUCAUUUUUAUUUUUUGUGUUCCACUGAGAUUAAAACAAACACAACCAUCAGUGCCUCACCUUGUUGUUCCUUCGGCGUAGUCUCAAGACGUGCCCGUUUCCCCUGCAGCUGAGCGUUCAGAGCACUUUGUGUCUCUUGCAGAGAGGACCAACAAGCCU